UCGCGGACACUUGACCGCACCGCCAGCACAGGACGGCUCGCGCACUGUUUCCAACCAGUUGUGUUUGUUUUAAUUUACCAAAGUAAUCAACCGUUAUGGACAGAUAAAGUACAUUCAGGUCGUCCGUCACUCACCGCGCUGAAUUAACGUGAGGAAACUGUCAUCAGAGGGCUACAUGACUGCAUAGGCACAUCUCUGUGAAAUUUUGCCUUUAUGGGGUUUGGUUCUUCACGUUAGGAUUGUAUGUGGGAAAACCUCUGCAAGUAUCUGACUGAAAUCCAGUAACAAUCCAAGGACUGCAUGAAAGAAACCAAAGAGAUACACUGUCAACAACUGGCAGUGCACUAGACAAGAAGGCUCUAAAACAAGGGAAUACAAAACAGACACCAACAACUCUGCAAAGGAAACGGAACAACCAGCAAACUCUUUUGUUGUCUUCUCUUGUGAUUUGUCCCCCCAAAUCACCAAAGCUCAGUGCUUUUACUAAACAUGUGUCAGAAAGGAAGGUCAACACAUAAGUAAAGAUGAACCCAUAUGUCACUUCUCACUUCAGGAGGGAUCUCUUUCCCCAUUUCCAUUUGUUGUAGACUUUUGUCUACUUUGCUAUUACUGGUUGCCUGAAAUGGCUUCUUCCAUAUUUGCACAGUUACAGCUGUAACUUUUGUCAAAUGUUUUUUAGUUCCAUUUGUACUUAGAACACUUCAGGGUCACGCUUGGGGGGUUGAUUCUGUCCGUUAUUCCAAAGAGACUGGAUGUGAUACUUUCUGUGCUUUAACUCAGUAGUAGAGUUCUCUGGAAAUGGUUGGGCAAGGGAUGCUGAGUAAGAGACCACAGCCCACAAUCCCAGUUACGCUCUCAGCCUCCUUAGUUCUCAGCUCUUCUCCUUCUGUGGCAUAGAACUGAUCUAUCAACCUUGGCACCAGACCACCAGAGAAAUGUAGAAAACUUCCUCAGGUGACCUGUGUACUUACCUUUUCCAUCCAUAUAAAUCUUCCACUUAAAGCUAAAAACAUGAGUAAUGUUGGAGAUGGAUCAAAGUAAUCUCUCUCUGUUGUUUUCUUCUCUUCUUCUUAUCUUUUGUCAGGCAUAGGUGAAUUCUCAGCCGUAAUGCUGAGCUGUAAUGAGGUAUGUCUGUUCUGAGAGACUAACUGUUGCAGAUGAUUGCUAACAGCCGUGUAGUUCAGGUCAAUAUUAUCCAUGCAACAGUCAGUACACAAAGCAAGUCUUCUCCAAAUUGACAAUGGCCAUCAAACAUAUAUGCAGACCUUUAGAAAGAAAAUGUGAAAUUGUUAAAGCAGUGACAUGACUGAACAGGAAAUGACAAACAAAAUCUGUUUCAAUUGGGCCCCUUUUGUUGGGCAGAAGUGUCAUUUCCCUGACUUGUGAAGACCAAUACAAGGUCUAGUCAGCUGAAACAGAUACGCUGUAUUCAGCACUUUAUCCAAGAUGUAUUUGUACUGAAUUAUGAUUGAUGAACAAUGUCUGUAGGCAUUUAAAUUUCUGAACAUGCUGUAUUCUUUGUUUCCUCAUGCCCAUACCAAGGGGUUGUGAAACUGGGAUGAACUUUGAUCGUAAGAUUUGGCAUGUUUUUUUUUUUUUUUAAUCUUUUUUGACUGCAUGUUGGAAAUGUUUUUAUCAUAUCGUCCUGUUGGAAAUUAAUUUGGACUUGUCUGUCUUAUUCAGCUGAUUUGCAGCUUGUCACAAUAUUAUAAAGGGUACCUUAUAGUGACCUGUAAAUCCUGAAAAUGUCUCCAUCUCAAUCCUCUUGCUCCAUUGCAUUGUCAGUUUAUUAAUACCUGCUUGAGGCUUUCCUUUCAUUGUUUUGAACUGAACGAGACCAAUCCUGCAUGCUCCUGUGAUGUCUGUUGAGUCAACACAGCCCUGCUACUCCUUGUCAAACCAAUUAUUGCAAACAGGGGAGCACAGAAAUAGAUUCCUUAGGCUACUGGUUACUCCUUCUUUUCAGCUCAUGGUACUUUGCUUUCUUCAGUGAGUAUGAUUUAACUGGUUUGUUAAUGAAUGUAUCCGUGGACCUAUUUCAACAAAGCCCACUUUGUUUGCUGAGGGAUCAAUAACUGAAAGGAUAGACUGUCCUGAGAAACAGCAGUACAGCUUGCAAAAAGGACACUGAAACAAGUGACCGAUCAAUGUCCUUGGACGGGACUAUCCUCUGGGUUAUCUUUGGCCCCUAUGGACCUACAAUUAUCUCUUUAAGAGGAAAAACUGGCUGUGUUGUUAGCACUUCAUUUAAUUUCACUGACUGCAUCAAGGUGCAUCAACAGUCAAAUCAAGGCUCACUGAGAAAUACUGAGAAACUGUGAACUUCUCCAUAACAGAGAGGAAACUUUCUAGUAUAUAAUGGGAGCGGCACGUGUGAAACGCCGCUUCAGUGCUGUGGUUGAUGGGCCAGUGGAGGAGGAGGAGGUCAUGAGGCUGGCGCAGAGUGCUGCAGAUCCGGCUAGGGCAGGGGGGAGCCCAACAGGGUCUGGGACCCCAACCAGCCCCUCCCCGACCCAUGCCCUCAACGGCAAAGCUCUACCUCUUCAGAGCAACACCAACAAUGCACGGAGGCAGAGUGCCAUCGGAGAGUUAGUCGGAGGAGAUGCAGGAGGAGAAGGCGGGGUGAGAACAGGAGGAAAGUGCUCAGGGCUAAGAAGUGGAAGAGGCAGUAGUGGAGGAGGAAGAGGGGAAGGCCAUUCAUCCUCAGACCAGGAUUCACUCUCUUCCCCCUUCAGUACCAGCCGCCGGCGCACUAGGCGCUCAAGCCGCCGGCCCCGACAACGCUUUGUGGGCAAGGACGGACGCUGCAACGUCACCUUCGUCAACAUGAGCGAGAGGGGCCAGCGGUACCUCAGUGACCUCUUCACCACCUGUGUGGACAUCCGUUGGCGCUGGAUGCUGGUCAUCUUCACCCUCUCCUUCCUUCUCUCCUGGCUACUUUUUGGAUUUGCCUUCUGGCUCAUUGCCUCCGCGCAUGGGGACCUCUCCAUUCGGCUUUCCCCCAGCUCAGGUGCCUCUCUGGGAUCAGGAGAGUCCAGUUCUGGAGGAGAGUCUGAUAGAGAGACAGUUGUUGAGGAGCCGUGCUUCCUCCAGGUGAACAGCUUCAUGGCGGCCUUUCUUUUCUCUUUGGAGACGCAGACAUCCAUCGGUUACGGAUUCAGAAGCGUGACCGAAGAAUGUCCCCUGGCGGUGGUGGCGGUCGUUUUGCAGUGCAUCGUGGGCUGCAUUAUCGACGCCUUCAUCAUCGGGGCAGUCAUGGCAAAGAUUGCCAAGCCCAAGAAGCGCAAUGAGACACUGGUGUUCUCGGAAACAGCUGUGGUGGCACUAAGGGAUGGGAAACUCUGCAUGAUGUGGAGGGUUGGAAACCUACGCAAGAGCCACCUGGUAGAGGCACACGUCAGAGCACAACUACUGAAGCCAAGGGUGACACCAGAGGGAGAGUUCCUCCCACUGGACAACGUAGACAUCAAUGUGGGUUUUGACACUGGUACUGACCGCAUCUUCUUGGUCUCACCUGUUACGAUUGUCCAUGAGAUCAAUGAUGAGUCACCCUUCUUUGAGAUGGACCGAAAGACACUGGAGAGUGACUCUGAGUUGGAGGUAGUGGUCAUACUCGAGGGAAUGGUGGAGGCCACAGCCAUGACCACACAGUGCCGUAGCUCCUAUCUGGCUUCCGAAAUCCUCUGGGGACACCGCUUUGAACCAGUGUUGUUCGAGAGGAAAGACUGCUACCAGGUGGAUUACUCGUUCUUCCAUCGGACAUACGAAAUCCCUAACACACCUUCAUGCAGUGCUAAAGAGCUGGUCGAGCAAAAAUACAUUCAAAGCUCACGUUCCUCAUUCUGCUAUGAGAACGAAGUGGCUCUGCAACUCGCUUCCCCUGAUGAUAAGCCUGACCAAGACCCUGAGUGUCCCUCCCCACCGACCCAAAGGCCAUCCCUGGCAGACCAUCUCCACUACAACUGAACUUGAUGGACUGCAGGCCUCAAGGGAAAAGAGGCAGGGAGUUGUACUAGGAGUUUAGAGGAAGUACAGACAUAAAGAGGGGCUUAGACUGGAAGGAAAGAGCAGGAGAAAGAGAGACAGGAUUAAGUGGAUAGGGCCAUGAUUUUGUCAUUUUCAGGACUGUUUACAGUGAUUGGACAGGAAAGAAAGUCCAGAACAGGGGUUAGUUAAGAGAUCAUUAGAAGUUUGUAAGAUUUAAAUAGGCACAAUUGGCACAGAUAAGAAGAUUUUUUAGAGAAAUAGAAAGGAAAAGGACAGAUAGAGCAAGGAUGUAAGGUUUCGGGUCAGUCCAAUGGGGAUAUGAGUUACUACACUGGCCGAGUUGUCUGAUUGGUCCUGGCAAUCUUUCAUAAUCAUUGAAAACUUGUCUGCUGAGUCUCACAUCUGGCCCAUCACUAUCACAGCACUCGCAUCUGGCUCUAAUGCCUGUCUGGCAGGGUAUGCAACAGCACCCCAUGGUGGCUCUAGCCUGCAAUGGCACCUCCUUUUUACGUGAUCCUGGAGAAAAUUUGACCUCUAUUUUAGGUCCCUUUUGUAUGCAAUAAAUAGUAGUGUGCUUACUACUCAGGAAUGUACUCCACUAUGAUGCUGACUUAUCACUUUAAUGUUUUAUUUUCUCAUGGUAAGUAUGGAUAGUGCACAUUUUGUGAUACUUUGACCUUGGGAGGCUGUUGAGAAUGUAGUUGAGUAGUAGGCGAGCAACAGUAACAUGGAGAAACAGCUGAAAACUAGCAGCGGUUUUGAGCAGUUUCUUUCCCAUGUAAUGUACUGUAUGUUGUUUGGGUUUUUGGGGGGCUUUUUUUCAAUGUGUCAUGCAAACACUGUUCAUUGAGGGUAAUGUUUUCUUUACUUAAUCCACCAUUUUGUGUUGAGUUGAAUGCCAUCAGGUUAGAGGGAGCAUUGAAGUGUUAGUCAUCUUCACUUCGGUGAUACACGAUGACAGAUGACAUUAGAUGUGUCCAGACCAGUUAAUCACCUUACCUUCUUUCUUGCACUACUAUCUACAGUAUUGUUUCAUGUUCUCUGUUGCUAAAAUCAACCACAUUGUAUUGUUUUGCUCUGUUACUUUUGGAUUCCAGUAGUUAGCGACUUAACUAGGACAUUAUAAUCUUUUAAGUGUCUUGACACUUGGGUGACCUUUGAUGUUUUGGGCUGAAUCCAAAAGGAAUUGCUCUCAUUGACUCAAUGCAGUGGAAGCCUGCAGAUACAUCCAACAGCACUAGAACAGUAUUGCGUUUAAGUGGAUGAGGUGUUAUGAAGAUAAUGACAAAUGACUUACUUACAUCUCUGAGAGUAAAACAGCUAUCUACCAGCUGCACAAAUGAGGAUAAGGAUCAAACUGGAAACCAGAUGACGUUCAUAGAAAAUUGUUCUGUAUUUUUUGUGCCCAUAAAAUCAUGUAACACCCUCCCAGAUCUGAUGUGUUACUGUUGGUUUCUCUCACAAAAUGUGAGAACAGUGUAAUGGGUGGUGCCUUCAUAACAAACUACAGGUUUUGCAACUGGCAUCUGCAAUAGUUACUGUCAUGUUUAAAAUAUGCUUAUUUUUAUUGUAUGUAUUUGCAUAAUGGUAUUUAUGCAAGAGGUUUUUUUUCACCUUAACAUUUACAGUAUCUUUCUCUAAGUAGACAAAAUGUCUAUGCAAAUAAUUACUGUGAAUCUGCUCAGUGACUGAGUAGUGUAUAAUCAUGCACUGAUAACAGAAAGAUGCUUUUAGCUGUGUAUAAGGUAGACUAUGUCAUAGUUGCACUUUGUAGGCAUAUUGCAGAGCACCUGAAAUGUUCUUGUUUAUUUUAGAUUCUGUAAUAAUUUACAGAAAAUUAUGCCACCUGAGUAUUUAGAGUUUGAUUAUAGAAGAUGUUGGUAAAAGAAGGAAGGAGUGUCAGGAAUGCAUCUUGAUAUUUGACCAAUUUGACCAAUAAUCAGCUUGUUCAACACACAAACUGGGAACUUGUUCUUUGUACUUUGCACUAUAUGGAGACUAAUAUCAUUGAAGAAGCUCUACAACAGCACAACAGUGUUGCUGGAUCAGCACAAGUUAACCUCAAGGCAUCAAUCGCAGUGUUUCACUUGUGUUAUUGGAACGAUAUUCUGCGGUUACCUCAGGGGGAUGAGGCAUUGAUGACAUAUUAUCUGUUACAAUUAAUGUUAAUGCUGUUCUGUGUUUGUGUCUUCCCUCACACUUCUCCUUUAUGGCUACCAUGUUCUAUUUAUAGGCUGCACGGUGGGUCAUGUCGUUCACCCUGCCUCCAUUUCCAUGAAAUGUAACUUGAACUUAUAGCACCAUCACUUUAACUAUGAUAGCACUUUUUAAAACACCCCAGAAAGAAACAGACAGAUGGAUUAUUUGGUUAUUUCACUGUUGCUUAGGAUUCACUUCUCACAGUAAACAUACUAGAUUUUUUAAAAUCAUAGGUAUUUAUAAUAUACAUAAUGUAAAAUACAUAGUAAACAGUAAUACUAUACACAGCACAUUUUUAAUAAAUAAGCAAAAUGAAACCAUUUACAGCUGUAGCUACCUUUCCUUGGUUAUUUUUUUUAAAGUAAAGGGAAACCUCUUUACUUUAAACAUCUCUGCUCCAACACUGAAAUGUAAUUACAGAGCUGCCUCGGGCACAGAGCAUUUCCAAGUGAAGCUGAACUGUGUUGUAGAGCAAAUAAAACAGGGAUUGAACUGCAAUUACGGGUUGAUUCUUUCUUUAUUCUCUCUGUAGCCCACCUUGCAGUUCAUGCUGCAAGUCUAUAAGUCUCUUACAGAUGCAAAACAAGUGACCAAAUCUUGUUUUGUCACAGAGGGAAGUGCAAAAAAUGUUU
This is a messenger RNA of Lates calcarifer (barramundi perch), 6818 nucleotides long. RefSeq names its product potassium inwardly rectifying channel subfamily J member 14 (gene kcnj14). Gene Ontology annotation, cellular component: plasma membrane. Gene Ontology annotation, molecular function: inward rectifier potassium channel activity. NCBI's taxonomy places the organism in Eukaryota, Metazoa, Chordata, Actinopteri, Centropomidae. Bases 2359 to 3966 code for a protein of 535 amino acids. The record is from RefSeq and is a predicted model, not a curated record. The transcript has 6 exons. Gene Ontology annotation, biological process: regulation of monoatomic ion transmembrane transport; potassium ion import across plasma membrane.